AUGAUGGCAAUAGAGAAGUCUCAAAAAAGGACUUCUAAUCAGGAUCUUGAGAUAGCAAAAGUUGUUGAGACGAAGAAGCGCAAAGUUGAAUUUGCCGAGAAUUUAGUAACAAGAUAUAAUUCACAGGAAGUAGUUACCAAUGAUGAUAAAAUCUCACUACAACUAUUCAAAGGCUAUGUUACUGAUGCAUUAAAUGAUUCAGAAACUUUAAAGGAUGUAACCAAGUUAAAUUCGCUAGUUAAUCAGUUAUCUUUACCUGCAUCAAGCCCUGAUUAUAUCUCUCCAGAGAACUUCAAUGUAUUACUGGGAGUGCUGAGUAACAAUAUCAAUAAAAUUGAUAACAAGAGAGGAGUGGCAUUGAUUCAGAGAAUAAUUAACUUUCAGAAAUGGUGGGCAUUGCCUAAACCUACUCUAACUAGUUAUGUAUAUUUUCUACAAAUAUUGUGUUCCAGUAUACCUAAAUGGUGGCAAGAUGUGUCUAUGGCCCUAAUAUCAAAUUUUAAACUGCCCACAACGAAGACGGUUAAGCAUCAUGAGAUGCUGAAAUACUUUUUGAGAGCAAUUCCUUCUUCAACAAAUUUCAUUGAUUCAUAUAUUUCAAAGUAUUUCCCUAACAGCAAUGACUCGAUUAAGAAUCUAGUCAACUAUAUAAGCAACAUCUUGACUUUGACCGAAUACUGCCAGGAACUUCGGUUUCAGGCUUGGUCUAUGGUUAUUGAAAAGAUAAUUGCCAUUGAUGUUGAGUUGCAGAACGAGUUGGACGAGCUGGAUGAUGAAAUUGAAGACGAUAUCGAUAAUGAACUUGACGAUCAAGAUGACUUAGAUUCCUCUGAUUUCUCUGAAGAUGAAGUUGCAGAUGAAGCGGAUGAAGACUUAGAAGGCGAUGAGGAAUACAAUGUUGAAAUAUCGAGAAAUAUUAAAGAACUGUCAGCCAAGCUCGAUGCCAUAUUAUCUUUAAUUACUACAAGGCUCUCCGAUGCAUUAACCCCAGAUAGCAUAGAAUCCGGUGAUGGAGUAAGCAUUUUCAAUACUUUGAUAUCUUUAUUCAAGUCUCAUAUCCUGCCCACCUACUACACAAGGUCAGUGCAAUACAUCAUGUUUCAUGUAUCGCAACAGCAAACGGAACUCAUGGAUGCCUUCCUAGUUACGUUUAUAGACAUAGCAUUUUCACCAAACGAAAUUAUGGAGAAGAAAAUUAAGGCUCUACAGUACCUAGGCUCUUUUGUCGCUCGCGCCAAGAAAUUAACUGACGUUCAAAUUACCUUUGUGGCCAGCUAUCUGAUAUCCUGGCUAAAUAGGUAUGUUACGGAAAGAGAAGAUGAAGUCGAACUCCCUGGUGGCAUGGACAGGUUUAAGAACUUCUACGCUGCAUUCCAAUCUUUAUGUUACAUAUUUUGUUUCCGUCAUGCUUUAUUUCGCGAUAGCAGCUCGUGGGAAUGUGCAAUUGACAAAUUUUUUCAACGGAUGGUCAUCUCCAAGUUAAAUCCAUUAAAGUACUGUAAUGAGAAUGUAAUGAUGAUGUUUGCACGUAUAGCCCAACGCGAAGACAUCGUUUACUGUUUCAGCAUUUUAGAGAACAAUAGUAACGAAAGGCUUCGGGGUAUUAUAGGGAAGGCGAACGUCGGAACUAAAAACAACGAAAGAACUGUAAGCAACUGGUCAAUUGCUGCAAGGCAGCAGUUCGUUGACUUACAAUCGUACUUCCCUUUCGAUCCUCUAUUCUUGAAGCAGUAUAAAAAGAUUAUGAAGGAUUACUAUAUAGAAUGGAGUGACAUAAGCGGCGAGUAUGAAAGCGAUGAAAGCGACGAAUUUGAUGAUCCCAUGGCAUGA
Messenger RNA from Eremothecium sinecaudum, 1830 nucleotides. It is a transcript of the gene RRN3, whose product is annotated as rDNA-binding RNA polymerase I transcriptional factor. Bases 1 to 1830 code for a protein of 609 amino acids. Gene Ontology annotation, biological process: transcription initiation at RNA polymerase I promoter. NCBI's taxonomy places the organism in Eukaryota, Fungi, Ascomycota, Saccharomycetes, Saccharomycetales, Saccharomycetaceae. The transcript has a single exon. Gene Ontology annotation, molecular function: RNA polymerase I core binding; RNA polymerase I general transcription initiation factor activity. The record is from RefSeq and is a predicted model, not a curated record. Gene Ontology annotation, cellular component: nucleus.